AUGCCUGUCAUUGAGGUCGCAGACAUCACGCUAGUUGCUGGAAGCAAUGUUUUCGAUCAAGGUAGCGAGGCAGCUCGUAUCUGGCAGGGAAUGAUCGAUACCAUCUCACAACAAGAGGGCUUCGAGUCUCUCUACUCCGGUUUACAAUAUGAGAAACCAAAUGUCGCUCAAUUAUUCAUAGUUUGGACCGGAUUGGAGUUCAAUGAGAGAUUUCAGGGCCGCCAUAUCUACCGACAGAUGUUGAAGAGUCUCGAGCCGAUUAUGGACGGACCACCACAGCUUCUGCAUCUCAAACUCGAAUCGUGCAACCACCUCGCCUCGGCUCUGACUGCCCCAGUGACUGAGCUCGCAACACUCUAUCUAACAGCUGAGACGUCUUCCUUCUACAGCAACCUGGGCGCGUUUGCGAAGCUUCUUGUCGAUCACGCGCAAGGGUUUUUGGGCGCCUCAUAUUCCUUCAGUAUCGAGAACGUCGAGCACGAGGGUCUCGGCGCAGGUGUGAAGGGCAAAGCUUGCCAGCUCGCCAUUGGAUGGACCAGUAUCUCUGCUCAUCUUGCAUUCAAAGAAACCAAUGCUUUCCGCAAGGGCCUCGAGUAUCUGCAAGAGGCGCGAGGCUCCGAGAUACACCACACGACCUUCCAAACUCACGCCUAA
Aureobasidium subglaciale EXF-2481 is the source of this 654-nucleotide messenger RNA. RefSeq lists its product as uncharacterized. Lineage: Eukaryota; Fungi; Ascomycota; Dothideomycetes; Dothideales; Saccotheciaceae. The transcript is spliced from 2 exons. The coding region runs from base 1 to 654 and encodes 217 amino acids. The record is from RefSeq and is a predicted model, not a curated record.